Messenger RNA from Musca domestica (house fly), 916 nucleotides. It is a transcript of the gene Jhbp4, whose product is annotated as protein takeout. The transcript has 4 exons. Bases 13 to 801 code for a protein of 262 amino acids. Lineage: Eukaryota; Metazoa; Arthropoda; Insecta; Diptera; Muscidae. The record is from RefSeq and is a predicted model, not a curated record.
UCUUAAAAAACCAUGCUGUGGAAUUUCAAAAUCCUACCAAAAGUUUACAUUCUGUGCGUGUUGCAUGCGGCCAAUGUCAUGGCUUAUACCCGCGAAAUUAUCAACGAUAAACCACAGCUGCAAGAAAGACCCGCCUGGUUACGCACAUGUCCCCGCCACAAUCCCAAUGAAGAUAAAUGUUUUCGGAAAUUUUUCGAAGGCUGUUUUCCUGCCCUGGCCACGGGUAUAGCGGAAAUUGGUGUCAAUGGUUUUGAGCCGCUACACAUUGAUCAGGUAUCGGUGCAAAAGGGAAGCGGUAAUCUAAUAUUGGCUGGGGGUUUUCAAAAUCUGGUGAUACGAGGUCCCUCCAAUGCCACCGUGAAGAGGGCAGUUUUGGAUUUGGAAAAGAAAAUCUUAAAUUUUGAAUUGGAAAUUCCAUUGCUGCGCAUUCGAGCCCAAUACAAUUUAAAUGGUCACAUAUUGGUGUUACCCCUGGUGGGUAAUGGUGAUGUUCGCUUGGCCCUGAAGGAUGUAAAGACAGCGGUUUAUACGAAAAUAAGUUUAAGGAAUGCACCGGAGGAGGUGAUCCACAUCGACGACAUGAAGGUCACCUUUAAUGUGGGCUCCAUGCGCAUCCAUCUGAACAAUCUCUUCAAUGGCAAUGAAAUAUUGGCCGCCUCAAUUAAUUCGUUUCUAAAUCAAAAUGGCAAUGAUGUCAUUGCCGAGUUGCGGCCGGAUUUGGAAAAGGGUUUAGCCGAUAUCUUCCAUGGCCUGUGGAAUAAUGUCUUUUCGAAAAUACCCCUAAAAUUGUGGUUAGUUUAGUGGAUUUUAUAUAUAUAUUUUUUUGUUUAUAUUGCAUUUAGUUAUUAUUUUAUAUAUGUAUUUAUUAUAAAUUGUUAUUAAUUAGUUUUAGAAAAAUAAAGGAAAAAAAUAAAUA